CCCGCCUCCCAAGGCGGCAGCCAUGGCGGCCUGGCGGGUCCCGGCGUCCGUGGGCGCUGCGCUCGGGAGGCAGCCGUCCGCCGCCCCGCCGCCAGAACCGCCCCGGGUCGGAGAAGGGUUCCGACAGCGCCUCAGCUUCACCCUCUGCUCCGCUUCGCAGGGAGACUGCGGCGGCUCUGGGCCCGACUCGCAGGGCGGGCCGGAGGGAGCAGCGAGGCGUCCGGCGAGCAAAGAGUUAACAGCGGCAGAGCGGAGGAUCUCGGAGCUUCACGCCGCCGCCUGCGCGGCUGGCCAGCUGAACUACGUGGACCCAGCUACCGGCUACAUUGUGCUCACCCGGCUGGCCCACUUGCAGAGGGGCAGAUGCUGCGGCUCUACCUGCAGACACUGUCCAUAUGGUCACGUCAAUGUCAAAGAUCCAUCCAAAAAGAAGCGAUUCAAUUCACACUUUUAUGUUUGAGAAGAAUUUCAUUGCUGUUCUCCAUCUAAUUGAGCCUUAUUAAAAAAAUAAAUAAAACCGUAAUCCAGAAUUGCUUUCUGUGCUGUUAGUACUUGGGCACUAGUUUAAUCUUAAACUUAAGCAUAUAUUAAUCUUAAACAUGUAUUAAAAGAACAUCAGUAAAAUGAAAAAGCUAGCAAA
Globicephala melas (long-finned pilot whale) is the source of this 640-nucleotide messenger RNA. It is a transcript of the gene C1H1orf53, whose product is annotated as chromosome 1 C1orf53 homolog. NCBI's taxonomy places the organism in Eukaryota, Metazoa, Chordata, Mammalia, Artiodactyla, Delphinidae. The record is from RefSeq and is a predicted model, not a curated record.